GAAAGCCUUACUCUUUUCAGUUGUGGCUGUGUAAUAUUUACUUUCAUAUAUAAAACCCAUUAUCGAUGGGCAUCAAUCCCUCAUUCUGCCUUGCACGCUAGACACGAGUUAUCGAAGAUGUAUACUUGGUUCCUUUUUUCCAUCGGCUUAAUGACGAGCUCAGUCCCGCUGAUUCGUGCCGACGACUAUGGAUGGGGAGAGUGUCCAAAAGUCGAUCCUGUCCCAGACUUUGAUUACAAUAAGUUUUCCGGUCUGUGGUAUGUGAUCGAAAAAUUCGAUUUGUCUUCGCCCUGUUGGACAUACUAUUUCAUCAACCAGAACGGCACAAGAAAAUUGAUUCAAACAUAUAAUCAGACGGUGAACGAGCGCGAACCAGAAAAAACCCCAGGCACGGUGGGGGAUCUUGAAAUUAUCCACGAAAGCGAACCUGGCUUCAUGAGUGUUAAAUUUUCUGACAACAUAAUCGGAAAAGCUGACUACAUUAUAUAUUUUACGGACUACGAAAACUAUGGUGGAAUAUUCAGAUGUCAGAAAUUCUUGUUUGGUCAUCGCCGAUCGGCGACUAUUUUAUCCAGAAAGCCUUACUUAUCGCAGUCGUUCACGAAUCAGGCUCGCGCAAAAUUGCUUAGCUACAAGAUUGACAUCACUUCGUUCAAAAGUGUCGAUCCAUACUUUUGCAAAUACCCAAAAAGUCUGAAAUCUCCCUCCAAUUCAACCGAAUCUCCAGAAUUUUCUUGGCCAGGGAAUUGAAGCGAUUAUUCAACUAUGGUGCUCCAUCCGUCAAAUUAUUCCCACAAGAAAUCUUUCCACAUUCAAUAAUCAAUACACUGCUUUGUGUUAUUCUGACUAUUAAA
Molecule: messenger RNA, 854 nt
Organism: Daphnia pulicaria
Lineage: Eukaryota; Metazoa; Arthropoda; Branchiopoda; Diplostraca; Daphniidae
Product: apolipoprotein D-like
Exons: 6
Coding region: 118-750 (210 amino acids)
Molecular function (GO): pigment binding
Source: RefSeq, a predicted model, not a curated record